Erinaceus europaeus (western European hedgehog) is the source of this 925-nucleotide messenger RNA. It is a transcript of the gene C1D, whose product is annotated as C1D nuclear receptor corepressor. The transcript has 5 exons. Gene Ontology annotation, biological process: regulation of gene expression; maturation of 5.8S rRNA. The record is from RefSeq and is a predicted model, not a curated record. Gene Ontology annotation, cellular component: exosome (RNase complex); nucleolus. The coding region runs from base 86 to 511 and encodes 141 amino acids. NCBI's taxonomy places the organism in Eukaryota, Metazoa, Chordata, Mammalia, Eulipotyphla, Erinaceidae. Gene Ontology annotation, molecular function: DNA binding; RNA binding.
CAGAGAGAGCCGUCUCCUUUCUGACGUCACGACCGCCGGACCAUUGCCCGGAAGACUGGCGUGGAAUCCGUGAGAGUUAGUUAUAAUGGCAGGUGAAGAAAUUAAUGAAGACUAUCCAGUAGAAAUUCAUGAAUAUUUAUCCACAUUUGAGAAUUCUAUUGGUGCUGUGGAUGAGAUGUUGAAGACUAUGAUGUCUGUUUCUAGAAAUGAGUUGUUACAGAAGUUGGACCCACUGGAACAAGCAAAAGUGGACUUAGUUUCUGCUUACACAUUAAAUUCAAUGUUUUGGGUUUAUUUGGCUACUCAGGGAGUCAAUCCCAAGGAACAUCCAGUGAAACAAGAAUUGGAAAGAAUCAGAGUGUAUAUGAACAGAGUCAAGGAGAUAACAGACAAGAAAAAGGCUGGCAAACUGGAUAAAGGUGCAGCUUCAAGAUUUGUAAAAAAUGCUCUCUGGGAACCCAAGCCUAAACAUGCAUCAAAAGGUGCCAAUAAAGGAAAAAGUAAAAAGUAACUUUUUUGACUUGGAUGUUGACAUACUUAGAUUCACAUGUGAUUGUGCAAGAUUUAAAUAUAUUCCCAAUUGAAUUCCUGUAUAAAAUUUACAUUUUAAAUUUGUAAUGCUAAAAUAUAUAUUCUUUUCUUCAGAAAGAUUGUUAUCUUGAGUUUCCUGAAGAAUAUUAUGAAAUUUUUAGCAUUGUGGUAUAUUUUUAGUCUUAAUUUACCGUGUCUCUUGGCAAAACUUACUUUGUUAUAUAGGUCAAUUUUCAAAUACCAUUUUAUAAGCAACUAUGAAAUUUUAGUUAAAUGUUCUUUGUAAACAUUUGUCUGUUUUAAAUGAACAAUGGCUCUAUGAAGUUUGCUAUCUGAAGACUGAUGUUACAAAUAUGUAUCCUCACUGUAUUAAUAAAGAUAUAUUUCAAUAUCA